AAAUCUAUUGCCCAAAGGAGGGCGGCAUUUAUGUUUUUUGCACCGCGGGAACUUGUUGUAAACAAACAGAAAAUGUCUCUUUUUUUGAACAAGAAAUCUGUGUCUAAAUCAUCGGUUGCAGAUGUGCAUCUUUUAGGUUGCAACAUAGAGCACACAGGAGAUGCACGGGUCUCGAACUUUUUCAAGACAACUGUUCACAAAAAUGAAAAUGAGAUGACAGCAACCUUUCGUGGCCGGGCAUUAUGCGGACAAGAGUUAGAUGUUCCUACUGGAUAUACAGGGUUUGUUCUCAAAGAGCAUCAGAAGCCGUUUAUGGAAGAAGAGGACAGGACUUUGCAAGCAGUGCAUCAGUUUGAUAAAUUCAGUUACUGGAACUUAGAGAAGACUCCUUCGGCCAACGAUGCGGUAGUCAAGGCGAUGAUGUGGCCAGAGAUUGCCGCAGCAAUUCAUGGAACUGAAGAGACAAACGAGAGCCAGGAAAGCGUUAAAGGUGAAAGGUGAUUACCGGGUUCUUUCAUUAUGGAUCAGUGCUGCGUACAAACAACAUUUGAGGGCUGCCGUUGGACUGAUAAAGGGGUGACAACAUUGUAUAAGAAAUCAAUACAACUGCGGUGUUAACAAACUGCAAUCUGCAAGGACGACAAACCUUGACACUCUAACAGCAUGGUUGGGCUCUCUUUAUCUAAGGCUACCCUUUCUCUGGUUGAUUUAUAAAUGCAGGUCUCGAAACAGCCAUAUUUUGUAUUUAAAGUUUAAUGAUUUGGCGUUGAACAAAAACAACUUUACUAAAGCAGAUUUUGAGCAACGACCUCCAGGUUAACGUGCUGGCACUCUACUAACUGAGCAAUCUAGCCUUUUGUUGUAGGCAAUGUUGUUUAUUCACGGCCAAAUAUUUAAUUUGCUUACACCAUACUCUAGCCUGUUAUUGCAGCAAAAAAAGUAUUUCUACCCAAUUAAGAACCAUCAUAAACAAUCUCCAACAUUGAUUGUGUUAUAUAAUACAUUUCAAAAUACUUUCUUUAAUUUUGCAAUAAAAUUAUAUGACUGUUUGUAAUACAUAAAUGGCUACAAAAUUCUGUUUGUAAAAAAAACGUUUGUUUUCUCUCUUGGACGAAGAUUGCUUUCCAGAUUUUCGGCACACCAAAUAAUUAUUCCUGGUGAAUACUUCAGUAAGAUAUUGCAUUGAGAAAUUUCAAGCAAAACGACAAGUAUUUUGGACAAUUAAAUACAUUGAAACUUUUACAAAAAUGUAAAACAAUAUCCCCAAAAUAAUAUUAUAAAAUAGAUUUUUCCUUGACCCAUAUAUAUACCAUUAUCCAAUUUAAAAAGAACCCUGCAUGUGAGUCUAAAAGUAAAUAAAGAAAUAAAGUUUUAAAAAUUUAGGCAAGCGACUUAUCAUCUUCUUUCAUGGUUCCCAGCUUUGGCGUUGAAAAUG
Molecule: messenger RNA, 1435 nt
Organism: Asterias rubens (European starfish)
Lineage: Eukaryota; Metazoa; Echinodermata; Asteroidea; Forcipulatida; Asteriidae
Product: ribonuclease H2 subunit C-like
Exons: 5
Coding region: 31-501 (156 amino acids)
Biological process (GO): RNA catabolic process
Cellular component (GO): ribonuclease H2 complex
Source: RefSeq, a predicted model, not a curated record